GUGCCUGCGGGGCAUCAGCAGGACAGAGGGACCUGGCUGCUGUCCCUGCAGGCUUGCUGGCCAGCAACCUCCCUGUGGCCUUGGGGGCCUGGCCCCAGCACCCCAGUUAUCUCCACGGGUUCCGGAACCCGGGCCAGGGUGACGAGGCAGGAAGCCCUGGGCCACAGUGGAGCACACGACAGCAUGUGGAGGGCCUUGCUGUGGCUUCUGGGGCUGGGGCUCAGCCUGGUGGGCAGCAACCCAACCCCCAGCAUCUACGAUGAGGACUAUGCAGCCAGCACACUGGCGCCCUGGGCCAGGCUGGAGGCGGCAAGGACCCCACAGCAGGCAGCCCCACGAAGCUUCCCUGGCCAGGCCUAUGCCAACGACAGUGACGCGCUGGUGCUCACGGACAGCUCACAGGCGCUGCUACUGGGCUGGGUGCCCACGCAGCUGGUGCCUGCACUAUAUGUGCUGGCACUGGCAGUCGGGCUGCCGGCCAAUGCGCUGGCGCUCUGGGUGCUGGUGGUGCGCGGCCCCCGGCUGCCAGCCACCACACUGCUCAUGAACCUGGCGGCCGCUGACCUGCUGCUGGGCCUGGCGCUGCCACCACGCCUGGCCUACCACCUGCGUGGCCAGCACUGGCCUUUCGGAGAAGUGGCCUGCCGCUUGUCAACAGCCGCCCUCUACGGCCACAUGUACGGCGCAGUGCUGCUGUUAGCCGCCAUCAGCUUGGACCGCUACCUGGCCCUGGUGCACCCACUGCGUGCCCGGGCCCUCCGUGGACACCGCCUGGCCACUGGGCUCUGUGUGGGUGCCUGGCUGGUGGCCACUGCGCUGGCCACACCCCUGGCCCUGCAGCGGCAGACCUUCCGCCUGGCAGGCUCCGACCACCUACUGUGCCAUGACGCUCUGCCGCUGGCCACCCAGGCAUCCUUCUGGCAGCCGGCGUUCGUGUGCUUGGCUGUGCUCGGCUGCUUUCUGCCCUUGCUGCUCAUGGUGCUGUGCCAUGGGGCCACACUGUAUGCACUGGCGGCCAGUGGCUGGCGGCACAGCCACGCGUUGCGGCUCACAGCCCUUGUGCUGGCCUCAGCCGUAGCCUUCUUCGUGCCUAGCAAUACGCUGCUGCUGCUACACUACUCGGACCCCAGCCCAGGCAGGUGGGGAGACUUGUAUGGCACCUAUAUACCCAGCCUGGCGCUCAGCACCCUCAACAGUUGCGUGGACCCCUUCCUAUACUACUACGCAUCCCCUGAGUUCAGGGACAAGGUGCAGGGGCAGCUGUGUCGCUGGCUGACUGCAGGCACCACUUCCCAGGGGUCCCAGGAAGUGGGUGGCCCAGGCACUGGCUCCUCCCAGCUCUGAAAGCUCCCCAGGGUGGUGGGAGGACAGGGUGAGUCCCCCAGUCACAUCUACCCGUGGGACACUACUGUCCUCAGAGUCAGCUGGACCCUGGACCCUGUGUCUUCUGAGAGAUGGGAUUCAGUGGCUGUCACCAUGGGGGCUAGACUGAGGAAGCCAUAGCCCCUGCCACAAGGAUUCUGGCAAGGUGCCGAGUCUCUCUGGAACUGGGUGUAGCAUAUCCUGAGGCUCUGAGCUGUGGUCCUCAUGGCAGCUUGUGCCUGAGGGUGCAAUGGCAAGGUCCAGACCACACAGCCAGAGCUGACAUCUCAGCCCAAUGUGACUUCGUCUAGGGAAUGAAGCUUUUUCCUGGGAACAUCUGCCCAACUGGCAAUCCUGCUCCUCCUGGACCCCAAGGCACCAGCCCAUCCUGUUGCCCACAUCC
Molecule: messenger RNA, 1765 nt
Organism: Octodon degus (degu)
Lineage: Eukaryota; Metazoa; Chordata; Mammalia; Rodentia; Octodontidae
Gene: F2rl3
Product: F2R like thrombin or trypsin receptor 3
Exons: 2
Coding region: 184-1344 (386 amino acids)
Biological process (GO): thrombin-activated receptor signaling pathway; phospholipase C-activating G protein-coupled receptor signaling pathway; blood coagulation
Cellular component (GO): membrane
Molecular function (GO): thrombin-activated receptor activity
Source: RefSeq, a predicted model, not a curated record